AUGAUUCAUAGAUAUAAUAAAUACUCUUUUGAUUUCGAUCUUUAAUUUCAUAUAUGCAAAGUUACCUGGAUUCGCAAACGAGGAGGAUAACCAACUGACUUAACUUACUAAACAAGACAUACAUCAUUUUAGUAAUAUAGAAAUUCAACCUAAACUGAUUCAUCUGAUUACAGGCCAGGAAUAGAAUAAAGCAUUAUAUUGAGUAUUGCAAGCAGAUUCUUUUAUAAAGAGUAAAUUAACAUAAUAUUAAUAUUAGUAGUUAUAUUGUCAAACAAAUCACUAAUGUAAAGAUGAGAUUUAAUAAUAAAUAAAUGUAAUUAACUUUAUAUUAUUCAUCAGCCUCAUAAAGAGAUGUAAUGACUGA
This is a messenger RNA of Paramecium octaurelia, 364 nucleotides long. NCBI's taxonomy places the organism in Eukaryota, Ciliophora, Oligohymenophorea, Peniculida, Parameciidae. The record is from the annotation of a GenBank genome assembly.